AUGACAGACCGAAAUGAUGGACGGCCAGUUGUUUUUCGGCUCAACAAGCAUACAAGAUCCCGACAAGGUUGCCAAACUUGCCGUUCACGAAAAGUCAAGUGUGACGAAGAGCACCCACAAUGUCGCAACUGUAUCCGAGCAAAGAGAGAGUGUAUCUGGACUCGUCCCUGGAAUCGACCAUGUACUGUUGUUACAUCCAGCUCCAUACAGGCAAGCAAGGUCGCGACCUGGCCCUCACAUGGCGUAUCAGAUCUCAUGCCCAUAUCUCUCGAGGAUGGUCGCAAGGGCACUUGCUGCGGGAUCGCUGAUCGCACAAGUCCGGAUGAUCAUCUUUCUCCGACUUCUUGGUCCUUUUCCCGACCGGUGCCAUCGAGGCGGAAUCAUUCACACAUAGAGCUAUUAUACCCAAGAGGAUUUCGGAUGCGACCCAUGGUUGACACUGCGGAAUCCAAUCGCAAACAAGCGCUGGCUGUAGCGCUGUCACAUUAUCUGCCACUUGAAGAAUCGUCUAUGCAAUCCGACGACCUUGAGAAUCAGUCAAAAAUGUCAUUUCUAACUCCUCAUAACAGCUCGCUAUUUAACCCUCGUUUACCUGCUCUCGCUGCGGCUGUUGAUACUCUCAGUCUUACUCAAGCUGCUGUUAGAUUGCAGGACGGACGACUCGCCCAACAAGCAAUCAAAAAUUACACAGUCUCCAUUGCACUACUGAGACGGUCAAUUGAGCAUAUUGGUGACUACGAUCGCAAUGAGGUCCUUCUGACGAUUAUGCUUCUUCAAAUCUCUGAGCCAUUUUCACCAAUAUCACAGGCGGGCGGAUGGAUCUCACACGUAGACGGAGCUGCUCAAAUGAUCCAGGCUGAAGGACCAAAACCUCUGAACACUCCAUACGAGACAGCACUUUUCAAUCACGCCCGUCAGUUCACUAUCAUUAUCGGCAUGUUGCGCAGGGAAGAUAUCUUUUUCAACCAGCCGCAAUGGCUCGCCAUUACCAAAUCCGCACCUGCAGCCUAUCAUGCAACUCCUCUCCUAGAUAUCGGAUCAUCGAUACCUGGUAUGCUCGCUAAGACCGACAAGAUUCUCGCCAGCAAUUCCUCCGAGCAUGUCGUCUACGAACUGCUUCAAAAGCUGGAAUCUACCGGUGAAGCGGUUGUCACCUGGAUAAAUGACUUCUUCUCGUCAAUGGCACAUGAAAUUAGCACUACCAUUGAUCUCAAAGAGCUGGACUCAUACAAUGAAGAAAUGAAUGGCGACACGACCUUCCUGCCGGUUUACAAGUUUGCUUCCUAUAGGACUGCUUGGAACGUCACCCUGGGCUGGGUUUUCCACUUCGCGAUUUUAAAAACAAUUCACAAAAUUUUAAAAUCGAGGGCAGACAUCCACUACAGACUCACCACAUCAGAGCUCGAGCUAGAGAUGUUCCGAGUAGUCACUGAUCUUUCUAUGGUCAUACCACAAUACUUCGCCAGAAGUUUUGGAGCCAUGGGCCGGGCGGUAAUUACGAUACCUCUCGGAAUUUCGACCGAAUUCUACUUAUCUAGUGGUCAAACGAGGCAACUAGAGUGGUGUCACAGGGUAGCAAAAGCAGUGUACAACCCACGCGAAGGACUGGAGCGAAUCCAGAAGCCUGGACCGAAACAGUGA
Aureobasidium melanogenum CBS 110374 is the source of this 1641-nucleotide messenger RNA. RefSeq lists its product as uncharacterized. The record is from RefSeq and is a predicted model, not a curated record. The transcript is spliced from 2 exons. Gene Ontology annotation, molecular function: zinc ion binding; DNA-binding transcription factor activity, RNA polymerase II-specific. NCBI's taxonomy places the organism in Eukaryota, Fungi, Ascomycota, Dothideomycetes, Dothideales, Saccotheciaceae. Gene Ontology annotation, biological process: regulation of DNA-templated transcription. Bases 1 to 1641 code for a protein of 546 amino acids.